Molecule: messenger RNA, 2351 nt
Organism: Xyrauchen texanus (razorback sucker)
Lineage: Eukaryota; Metazoa; Chordata; Actinopteri; Cypriniformes; Catostomidae
Gene: kbtbd7
Product: kelch repeat and BTB (POZ) domain containing 7
Exons: 1
Coding region: 294-2165 (623 amino acids)
Molecular function (GO): protein binding
Source: RefSeq, a predicted model, not a curated record
UUGAUGUUUCAAGAUCCAAAUCCAAACGAUAUCGCGAAUAAACGAUACGGACUUCACUGCUGACGAUCAUUUGAUGCCCUGAAAGACGUUUUAAACAGUUAAAACGAACGCGUUUUCAUUCACGAAACAUGGUUGUGCUGUCAUGCAACAAAGAAGCAGCGCCUGCAAGCGUACGGCUUGUUGUUUACACGAGACGCUGUGGGAGAUUUCACGCCGGUGUUACGGCGAACUAACGGGAUUUUGAUGUGUUUUAACCGAGAAGACGCCGUGUGGUGAAUGUGUUUUGGCGCGACAUGGCUUCGGUGAACGGUUUUGGAGGUCCGGAGGAGCUCGAGGACUCGAAUCACGCGUUAAGUUUGAUGAAAGAGCUGAAAUUAUUCUAUGACUCGCAAUUAUUAGUCGACGUGACUAUCGAAGUAGAAGCUGACCGGGGGUCAGAGGACCAAAGUGUUUCUUCUCGUGUUGCAGCAGGAAAAAAUUUCCAAUGCAACCGCAAUAUACUGGCUGCAGCGAGCCCCUAUUUUAAGAGCAUGUUUACAGGAGGAUUGUAUGAGAGCACGCAGAGAAAGAUAACCAUUCAUGAUGUCGACGCCGAUUCAAUGGCUGUCAUCAUCGAUUACUGCUACACUGGCAAAGUGACAAUCACAGAAGGCAAUGUGCAAAGGCUCUAUGCAGCCGCUAAUAUGCUUCAGCUGGAGUAUAUACGGCAGGCUUGUGCCAAUUUCAUGACGAGAAGGUUGGACCUUUCUAACUGUGCAGGGAUUUUAAAGUUUGCUGACACCUUUGACAAUCUGGAGCUGAAGAGCAAGGCUCAAGCAUUCAUUGCAAAGAACUUUGUCCAGCUUAGUGCCAAUGUAAAGGAGCUUUGUGAGCUGGACCUGAGGCAAAUAAAAGAGAUCCUCACUCUGGAUUCUCUGGAUGUGGACUGUGAAAGGGAAGUGUGUUCUUUCGCUAUACAGUGGAUUGAGAAUAAUCUGCAUCCGGAUGCCGAAGAUGCAUCACAGGUCCUUAGAUGUGUUCGGUGGUCUUUGUUUUCGGAAAAAGACGGGGUUUAUCUCGAUAGCCUUAAAUCAAAGCCUUUAAUAAAGAAAUAUCUCUCAAAUGUGUUUGAUGGGGUCUUCGAUGAGCAAUGCAGUGUGAUUUCAAAGGGUGUAAAUGCUACCAAACAAAGAGUCGGCAAGAGUGCAAAAGAAAUGGUCCUCUUCUUCGGACGGCCAAAUGAACCUUUCAUGUGUUAUGAUCCCUACACGGAGGAAAUCUACUCAAUGGCUUCCCCGGUCAUUAAGCUAUCCAAUCAGAACUUCAAACGCUCUCCAAUGGAGGUGUUUUUGGUCUGUAGCACACCAGAGAACAAUCUGUACCUGGCCUCACAACUGUCAAAGCACUUCUGGGUGUACAACCCAAUGUUAAAUUGUUGGCAGGAGCUAGCCGAUAGACUGCUCGGACGAAUGCACUCAUACAUCGGGUACCUCAAUGGGCACCUUUACGUUCUGGGUGGCAGAGAUCCAGCUUCAGAUGCCAGGCUCAAGGAAGUAGAGUGCUAUAGCAUUCAAAGGAACCAGUGGAUUUUGGUGGCCCCUUUGCCUCAUUCGUUGGGAAAGAUGCAGGUUGUGACAGUCAAUGAGCGACUCUAUGUAGUGAAUAAGAGGAGGAUGCUCAGCUAUGAGCCCAAGAAAAACCACUGGCUCCAGCGAGGCUCUCUCAAACGCAGUAAACUCCACAAAGCCUGUGUCUUUCAGGAGCAGAUCAUCUGCCUGUGUGACAUCCCUGUGGUAAAAGCAUACAACCCAGCUCGUGGAGAAUGGAGGCGCAUUGGUGACAUUCCAAUUGAUAGCAGUGCUCUCAACUACCAAGUCGUGCAACACAACAACAAACUGCUUCUACUAACUAUUGCAAUAGUUCAUCACGACAAAAAUAGGCUUGUUGUACAUGAAUAUGACCCCACUCGGGACACUUGGAAAAAUGUGGCCACCAUGUUUGGAUCCUCUUUUGGGUCAAUGAGUCUCUCCAGCAGGGUGUAUACUGCAUGUCUGGGUUCCGGUCAGAAUUUCGUCUCGGAGGAGGAUGAUGACAGUGGCUCCAGUGCUGACUGGGAUUUUGACGGAUUGACUGAUGCAGACUCUGACUCCGGCAGCUCAAGCUCAUUUUCAGAUGAGAACUGGUAGUCAGUGUGGUUCGCAAAGUUUAAACCUUGUCAAAUGUGGAACUGUGCAUAAUACAGCCAAAUGUCAGAAAUGCUGCAAAAGUAUUUUGAGAUAUACAGUGGGGUCCAAAGUCUCAGACCAGAUUUUUAAAAAAACAUUUCAACCUAGAAAUAAACUUUAUGGAUUUAGAUUUUUUUUUUUUUUUUU